Messenger RNA from Sugiyamaella lignohabitans, 1113 nucleotides. RefSeq names its product protein MET30. Bases 1 to 1113 code for a protein of 370 amino acids. NCBI's taxonomy places the organism in Eukaryota, Fungi, Ascomycota, Dipodascomycetes, Dipodascales, Trichomonascaceae. The transcript has a single exon. The record is from RefSeq and is a predicted model, not a curated record. Gene Ontology annotation, molecular function: protein binding.
AUGUUGUUUAGCGGACUAAAACAGGGUGUGGCUUUAAGCAAAAUUACUACUGGAGCUAUGGUGCUCAAUGUCAUGAUCUGGGAGGGAUCCAAGCAGGCGUCCUCUUUUGGUUCCAACUCCGGUUCAAGUGCUGCUUCCAGUCUGACGUCGAGUGUUGGUUCUGGUUAUACAUCGACUUCGGGCUCGAGAACUGUAUCAAGUUCAGGUUCGGUCUCUUCAGGUUCCGAUUUGAGCACUUUAUCUCCAGACUCAUCAGCUGCUACAGGUUCGAAAGCUAUUGAGAGUGGGAAUUUAGAGCUGCCUCCUCUUAGUACAGGAAACUCAACAGCCAUUGUAUCGUGUGCCGAUAAAAGCAUUCGCUUUUAUUCAUUGACGAGUGGUAAAUUGAUUCGAACUAUUAAAGGACUUCAUGGUAGUUCGGCAGUGAGGUUUAUUCGCCGACUCAGCAACACUCAUUUAAUCACUGCUGGUCUCGACGGACGUCUGAUUGUAUCGAAUUUUACCACCGGCGAGGUCAGCGCUAUAUUUCGAGCUCAUAGUUCGUAUAUCACCAGUCUCGAUGUGUGGGGAGGAUAUGUUGUCUCGACAGGUUUCGACAAGAUUGUAAAUGUGUUCAAGAUCAUCGAUGAAAGUGGAGCUCUCAAGAACAUGGCUUCUGUCAAACUCGAUGUGUGUCCUACUGGCGCCAAAAUCGUAGCUCUUGACCCUUCUAAUAAUGACAUUAUCGAAAAAGAGUCUAUGGACGAUACCUUGCGAGAAAGUUCGCCAUCCUCUCCCGGUCAUACUUUCAAAGAGGGGUUCAUUCCAGCUGUCAUUCUGUGUAAACAGGAUACCACAUACAUGUUUUUCUACUCACUGCACUCGCUCCGACUACUAAACAAAGUCAAUCUAUGCGAUGCCGACUACGGUUCGGACUCGUUCACACCACUGGACAUCGCGGUCGACGAACAGCGUCUCCGCUACGCCGUGGCCACGAACCACGUCCCCUACAUGCGAAUCAUCACCGGCUUCGUGGGCAAAACAACCAUCGUCAACAACCUGGCGGUGUUCUCUCCCCAGGACCAGUACUCGGCACCCCAGCUGGUGUGGAGCAAGAGUGGAAAGGUGAGUUGA